Messenger RNA from Hemicordylus capensis (graceful crag lizard), 1038 nucleotides. Its product is annotated as transmembrane protease serine 11C-like. Lineage: Eukaryota; Metazoa; Chordata; Lepidosauria; Squamata; Cordylidae. The transcript is spliced from 7 exons. The record is from RefSeq and is a predicted model, not a curated record. Gene Ontology annotation, molecular function: serine-type endopeptidase activity. Bases 1 to 1038 code for a protein of 345 amino acids. Gene Ontology annotation, biological process: proteolysis.
AUGACGGGUCAGAUCCCGAUGAGGGUAUUGACUGGCCCAUUGCCCUGUGAGUUGGCUGGCUGUGGAGUUGGAGAGAAGAGGGCAAAGGUGCUCCCAGACACGGGAGGAGUGGUUGCACAAGUUCUGUUGAUGUUUCUUUUCUCCUCUGCUGAUAACAACAUAGAACUGCAGCAGUUGCUCAACAGGAUUGUGCAGCAGAGGCUGAAGAUGUACCCUGGGUCUGCACGCAUAGACCUCUCUUCUUCCUUCAGAGAUAUGGACAGCACCACAGCUGAAAGUAUUUUAAAUGAAUUCUGUGGGCUACGAUAUAACAGAUCAGCAGCAUUAUCAUCAAGAGUAACUGGAGGAAUGGAUACUUCGUGGUCUAGUGAAUGGCCAUGGCAGGCCAGUCUCCAGCGGAAUAACAUCCAUCGUUGUGGUGCAACAUUGAUCAGUAACACAUGGCUUGUGUCUGCUGCUCAUUGCUUCAGAAACGCAAAAAAUCCACAGAAAUGGACAGUAAGCUUUGGAACCUAUUUAAGGCCUCCUCUAAUGGUAUACCUUGUCAAGACCAUUAUAGUUCAUGAAAAGUACCGUUAUCCAGCCAAUGAGUAUGACAUUGCUGUGGUGAAACUAGCUAAUCGUGUGGAGUUUUCAAGGGCUGUUCAUCGUGUUUGUCUUCCAGACUCAGAUGAGAUUAUUCCAUAUAACAUAGAUGCUGUUGUUACAGGAUGGGGAGCACUUAAUAAUUAUGGUGAAACCCCUAAUAUUCUUCAGGAAGCAACAGUAAAGCUCAUAGACACCAAUGUUUGCAACAGAAGAGAAGUGUAUGAUGGAGUCAUAACACCUGGAAUGCUGUGUGCUGGGUACUUGGAAGGAGGCGUAGAUUCCUGCCAGGGUGACUCCGGUGGCCCAUUGGUUACACCUGAUUCCAGAAGCAUGUGGUAUCUUAUUGGAAUAGUGAGCUGGGGCGAUGAGUGUGCGAAGCCAAAUAAGCCUGGAGUCUACACACGAGUGACUUACUUCCGGAACUGGAUCACUAGAAAAACUGGGCUCUGA